AUCCACGCCAUUAACACUGAUCUUGUGCUGUCCACAGUCUUGCUCCUGAACACCCACAGCUGAGAUGUCCUGUCAGCAGAGCCAGCAGCAGUGCCAGCCCCCUCCCAAGUGCACCCCCAAGUGCCCUCCCAAGUGCCAGACUCCAAAGUGCCCUCCAAAAUGCCCGCCCAAAUGUCCUCCCAAGUGCCCCCCUGUGUCUUCCUGCUGUAGCCUGGGUUCUGGGGGCUGCUGUGGCUCCAGCUCUGGAGGCUGCUGUAGCUCUGGAGGAUGCUGCAGCUCAGGGGGUGGAGGCUGCUGCCUGAGCCACCACAGACCCCGCAGAUCUCUUCGUCGCCAUCGUCACAGCUCUGGAUGUUGUAGCAGUGGUGGCAGCAGUGGCUGCUGUGGCAGCAGUGGUGGCAGCAGUGGCUGCUGUGGCAGCAGUGGUGGCAGCAGUGGCUGCUGUGGAAGCAGUGGUGGCAGCAGUGGCUGUUGUGGCAGUAGCCAGCAGUCUGGGGAUUGCUGCUGACCUGUAUGAGGAAGACUUCGGACAAAUGGUGCAGGAGGAGCACAUGCUCCGAAGACUCCCCAAUGCCUGAUUCUCUCUCCUCCUGUUUCCCUCCUGGCCCUGUCCUCUGAAAUGCUGAAAUCUCCUGUGAAAUGUUCUGCAUUCUGUUCAGGUGAUAACAAUGUCCCUUUGCAUAUUUGUUAAGAAUUAAAAAUAAGCAUGGACAAAUG
Messenger RNA from Mus musculus (house mouse), 717 nucleotides. RefSeq names its product late cornified envelope 1F (gene Lce1f). The record is from RefSeq and is marked validated. NCBI's taxonomy places the organism in Eukaryota, Metazoa, Chordata, Mammalia, Rodentia, Muridae. The transcript is spliced from 2 exons. Bases 65 to 508 code for a protein of 147 amino acids.